ACACACUUUGCCUUCAUUGCCUAUCACACAACGUGAAUUACAACUCGUCUAGUGUUUUGUAAAAGCGCAACAGUCAAUUUAUAUUUGAAGUGUAUCAAUAAUACCAAUUGAAAUAUGCAUUGGAGAGCAAUAUGCUGUUCUUGCCGCUCAACGCGAGAGGACACAAGCAAAGCAAUAAGCUUAGUAAGCCGCGACAUGCCACUUGUGAAGUCCGAACAAGGCGUUUUGAAAGGCGUUGUCUGCAGCGAUGUCGAGAAUUACGUAGCGUUCAAAGGCAUACCAUAUGCAAAGCCGCCGCUUGGUGAAUUAAGAUUCAAGGCUCCACAACCUCCUGAGCCGUGGGAGGGAGUCCGCGAUGCCUCCCAGCACGGCCCCGUGUGUCCACAGUACAAUGAGCGCAUGAACCGAAUGGAACCCGGUGACGAAGACUGCCUCUAUCUCAACGUAUACACUAAAUCACUUACUCCUACCACACCACUUCCAGUGAUGGUAUGGAUUCAUGGAGGCGGCUUUUACACGGGAUCCGGCAACUCAGAUUUCUAUGGCCCAGAAUUCUUUAUGGCACAUGACAUGGUAUUAAUAACGUUCAACUACAGACUAGAAGUGCUGGGCUUCCUGUGUCUAGACACGGAAGAAAUACCAGGAAAUGCAGGUAUGAAAGACCAAGUCCUUGCUUUGAAAUGGGUCAAGAAAAAUAUUGCAGCUUUCGGAGGCGAUCCUAACAACAUUACUAUCUUCGGAUGCAGUGCGGGCGCUGGGUCUGUUUCCUGCCACUUGAUCUCGAAAAUGAGUGAUGGAUUAUUUAACAAAGCCAUUUGCCAAAGUGGUGUUUGUCUAAAUGAGUGGAGUUAUAACACCUAUGGACGCCAAAGGUCCUUCCAACUCGGAAAAUUGCUGGGCAAAGAUACAGACGACCCAAAUGAACUUUUAGAGUUUCUAAAAUCUGUACCAGCUUCGUCACUCGUGAAUGUACAGUUACCAUUAUUAGAAUUAAAGUACAAUGACAUUCUGGAUGGCAUUCUGUUCGGUCCAGUAGUUGAGAAAGUCGGGCUUGACAAAGAUAAGUUCCUUUCAGAAAAUCCGAUAGAUUUAGUGAAAAACGGACACAUUGCAAAGGUACCAUUGAUACUGGGUUAUACUUCGGGUGAGGGUAUAGAAAUAGCAAGAAAAUUCCCAUACAUAGCAGAUUUUAUAUUGACUCCCGGCGCUGUUGUACCGAAAGAAUUAAAACUUAAAUGGGCUCCGGAAAAGGUGCAAAUAGCUGACGAAAGAAUUCGCAAGCAGUAUUUUAAUGGUAAUCAAAUCACAAGCGAUUUGCUGCAGGAAUAUACUAACUUCGAAACAGAUAGGGCAUUCUUAUACAAUAUAAUAAGAUAUGCGCGUUACCAUGUCAAGCAUGCUUCAGAAAAUAUAUAUUUAUACAAGUUCAUUGCAGAGACCGAAAGAAACCACACAAAGAAAUCUUAUAACAUGGAAGCUCUGAAAGGAGUAUGCCAUUCUGACGACUUAUUGUAUUUGUUUAAUGUUACAAGUCUAGAUGUACCAUUGACAGACGAGUCUAAGAUAAUUAUAAAACAAUUUGUCAAGCUCUGGGCAAACUUCGCUAAAACAGGGAAACCCACAUCAACUGAAGCUACAGAAUGGAAGCCGUUCAGAGACUCCGAACGAUAUUACUACAUUAUAGGAAAGGAUUUAGAAUGUUCAGAGAAUCCUAAUGCUGAGAACAUAACUUUCUGGGAGGAUAUCUACGAAGAAUCUAUUUUAAAUGCAACUACGUAAAUACCUCAAACGUGUUCCUAGGUCAUAAAGAGAUUUAAAUAAAGAUCUGUGUUAGUUAUAAACAAUUCAGGAGCCCAACCUGCAUCUUAAAGUAAUAUUAUUGUAGGUGUGUAAGGGUGACAGAUAACUACUUGGCAUAGAACAGCAUCUCUCUUCCACACCUGCAUUAACAUCACUUAAAGUGGGGGUAGCUCUUAGGGCAGACAUGGUGUGUUAGCUGAUUUAUUUAUGAAAAUAAAAACAGUAUUAAAGAAA
Trichoplusia ni (cabbage looper) is the source of this 2034-nucleotide messenger RNA. Its product is annotated as esterase B1-like. The transcript is spliced from 4 exons. The coding region runs from base 115 to 1779 and encodes 554 amino acids. The record is from RefSeq and is a predicted model, not a curated record. NCBI's taxonomy places the organism in Eukaryota, Metazoa, Arthropoda, Insecta, Lepidoptera, Noctuidae.